Danio rerio (zebrafish) is the source of this 612-nucleotide messenger RNA. The record is from RefSeq and is a predicted model, not a curated record. NCBI's taxonomy places the organism in Eukaryota, Metazoa, Chordata, Actinopteri, Cypriniformes, Danionidae.
UCGAUUUCUAGGGAUGCCAGAUAAGGUGGACUGAGCAAACCUCUUCUCCAACAUCCUCAACACUGCUGCUGUUCGUGCAACUUUGUUAAAUAUUUAUAUCAAUUUUAUUAGUCUUUUUGGACUCGAAAGUGUCUUAUUUCCAUCCCAUGAUGAGCAAACUGGUCCUGACGUCAUCUGCGCUGCUUCUGCUGCUGUGUGUCUGUGUCAACCUGAGUCAAAGCAGUCCCAUGAGGUGCUGUACCAUGUAUUCAAUACAUUCUCUGCCUCUCAACCGACUGAUGGACUACACCUUGCAGGACACCACUAAGGCCUGCAAUAUCAAGGCUGUCAUUUUUACUACAAUAAAGAACAGACAAAUCUGCGCUAAUCCUGAUGACCCGUGGGUUCAGAAAGCCAUUUCACACAUCCAGAUGAAAAAUAAGUCGGCCUAAUGUGGACCGUCAAAUCUUACAGAACAAACCAUCAGUGAUUGGCUAGAAUUGAUUUUUAUAGUAAUGUAAAUUAAGAUAGUAUUGACAGCAACAAUGAAUGUUUAUCCUGAAUUGAUCGUGAUUUUUGAACUCUGCACAUUUGUAUCAUUAUUAUUAUAUAAAUAAAUUGUUUUUACAGCAA